Acaulospora morrowiae is the source of this 831-nucleotide messenger RNA. Lineage: Eukaryota; Fungi; Glomeromycota; Glomeromycetes; Diversisporales; Acaulosporaceae. The record is from the annotation of a GenBank genome assembly.
AUGAUACAUAAAGUAAAGAAUUCCUUCGCCCAGGGGACUAAUGAUGCGCUUCUCAGAAUUCUGAUAUGCUUGAUCACCUUUUUUUCCUCAUCUAUUAGUGCAGAUGAUGAUAGUACAUCUCAGAAACUUUCCUCCCACGCUAUAAUCAUAGGAAUUAUUCUAAUAAUCACUGGAAUUAUCUAUUGCUUUUUCGGAAGAAGGAUAUACCAUCUUACCUUAUUCUUGCUGGGAUUAUAUAUUGGCAGUAUCCUGGGUUGGAUUAUCCUUACAAACAAUGAACCCGCCUCGGGUUAUGCUGGAGAUAACAGCGACACUGUAAUUCUAAUAGCUUCCCUGGCAAUCGGAUUUCUUGUCGGCUUAACGUUCAUAUGUUUGUCGACCCUGGCAAUCCAUUUGCUCGGUGCACUCGCCGGUUAUUCGUUUGCAAUGUUUAUACUGUCUUGGUCGUCUAACGGAAUUAUCCAAUCAAAAGCUGGUCAAAUAGUCCUCAUUGUGACAUUCACCGUCAUAGGUGUUAUUCUCAUUCACUUCUUCAGAGACGACGUCAUCAUUUUUGGCACUGCAUUUAUCGGUUCCUACGCAAUUAUCCUUGGAGUCGACAUGUUUGCACAAACUGGAUUUUCUGAUUCUGUAAGAACCUUUUUGGAUGGCAAUCAUAAAGUUAUAUACCAUGCAACUACGAAAGUCUACCUCAUGCUCGUGGGGAUGAUAGGUCUUUUCAUCGUUGGUGGUGCAUAUCAGCAUUUUCGCAAUCGCCACGCAGAAUUCCAUCCAAGAAAAGAACAUCGCAAUAUCCCCGCUCAAGAGGAAAAGAAGAAACCACAAGUUUGA